CAACUCAGAAUUCAGAAUCCCACCUCACCCACCGGCCGGCCACCACCCAGCCACGCACAGCUGCGAUCGCACCACGCAGCCACCAGCCGAUUCCUCAAUCCUCCCGCUGUGUGACGCAAAGCCCGAAAGUCCAACCGCGCAACGCGACGCAGGCACACAUCGCGCCGGCAGUCAAACCCGAGGCAACCAAGGAAGAGGACGAGCCGACGAGGGAGGCAGCAAAUGCGCGCGUGAGGUGGCCCCCGACCCACCGACGGCGCGCGGCAAUGGGCCGGCGGAUCGACCUCUCCGGCGCGGAGAUCCGCGGGGACCCGGCGGAAGACGGGGGCCCGCCCAUCUUCCUCCCGCGCCAGCCCGCCGCCUCCCCCCUCCUCGCCCUCGACAUCGGAGGCACCCUGAUAAAGCUGGUGUACACGGCGAGUUGCGGCGGCGAGGCGGAGCUGCGGUUCGCCAAGUUCGAGAGGCGGAGGCUGGAUGAGUGCUUCGAGUUCGUCCGGGCCGAGGGGCUCCUCGGCUGCAAUGGGACAAAGACAGGGUCAAGCAAAGAAAAUAUGAUACUGAAGGCUACAGGUGGUGGAGCAUAUAAAUUUGGUGAUGAUUUCCGGGAGAAAUUAGGUGUUUCUCUUGACAAGCUUGAUGAAAUGGAUAGCGUUGUUUCUGGAGCAAACUUUUUGUUACAGAAUGUUCCUGGGGCAGCCUUCACUCACAUGAAUGGAAAGAGGAAUUCAGUUGAUAUUUCCCCAGAUAACUUGUUUCCUUACCUUCUUGUCAACAUUGGCUCAGGGGUUAGCAUAUUAAAGGUGAAUGGAAAUAGAAAAUUUGAAAGGGUUACUGGGACACAUAUUGGUGGAGGUACUAUGUUUGGUUUAGCAAAACUUUUAACAGGCUGUAAGAGUUAUGAUGAAUUCUUGCAAUUAAGCCAGAAAGGGGACAAUUUUGUACUUGAUCUAAUUGUGAAGGAUAUAUGUGGGGAGCUUGUUUGCCAGAAGCAAGGACUAUCAACAUCAACUCUUGCUUCUAGCUUUGGAAAAGUUAUUACGUCCAUGAAAAAGCUAACAGAUUAUAGAUCUGAAGAUCUUGCAUCUACAUUGUUGAGCGCCUUUACCUAUAACAUUGCACAAAUUUCUUUCCUUGUUGCAUCACUCUUGGGCCUCAGAAGGGUCUUUUUUGGUGGAUCAUAUAUACGUGGACACAAAAGCACAAUGGAAAAUAUUUCUUAUGCACUUGACUUCUGGUCACAGAGUCAAAACCAAGCUGUAUUCUUGCAACAUGAAGGGUAUUUAGGUGCUCUUGGUGCCUUGAUGAGUUACGGGGGUCCCAGAGAUGAAAACUUGACCCUCGAGGAUUCUCAAGAGAAGCUUAAUUUUGGGUUUCUCCCAUUGCCGAAGGAAAACACUCAAGAAUCAGCAGCUCCUCCUGCUGACGUGACUUCAGCAGAUGAACAUAAUGACAGCAACAUAUUUCCUUAUCUCCUUGUUAAUAUCGGAUCUGGUGUCAGCAUGAUAGAGGUAAUUGGUAAGGGGAAGUUUGAGCGAAUCAUUGGAUCCCAUCUGGGUGGUGGUACUAUCCUUGGUCUUGCAAGGCUUUUAACUGGCUGUUCCAGUUAUGAGGAAUUCUUGGAUCUGAGCCAGAGGGGCAAUAAUUUAGCCGUUGAUUUGACCGUUGGAGACAUAUACGGGGAGCAUGGUUAUCCAAAGAUUGGUCUUCCAGCAUCCACUACUGCGGCAAGCUUUGGAAAAGUGAACUCAAGCAAACUUUCAGAUUACAAAGUAGAAGAUCUUGCAGCAGCUCUACUCAACUCUUUCACCUACAACAUUGGACAGAUAGCCUACUUUGUGGCUAAUCUGUCAGGCCUAAAGAGAAUCUUCUUUCGAGGUGCUUAUGUUUGUGGUCAUGAGAAGACCAUGGACAAGAUUUCUCGUUCCCUCAAGUAUUGGUCCAAAGGUGAAGUUCAAACGACAUUUCUGUGUCAUGAAGGGUUCUUGGGAACCCUAGGUGCAUUUUGGAGUUACGAGAACAUGGGAAUUGACGGUUUGGCAUCACAUGAAGUCAUUAGGGAGGUCUUGCUUGGUGCUCCGUACACCGGGCAGUUCCCAUCUGUACCACUGACUCAAGAGCAGGACGAUGGAGAAGAUACAACCUCUGAAGUGGAGAUGGAGAGGCUGCGGCAUGACAAUGCUGUUCUGAAGGCUGAGCUUGAACGUCUACAAAGGGAGAAUGCAGAGCUGAAAGAUAGGUUAGUAAAAUGUGGUGAAGCGUCUAACUUGUAAAGUAAUAAAAGUAAGGUCACAGUGGUUAAGAGUGAAUCCAUCCAUGGUACAAAGAACAACAUGGUGAUACGUGGGGCACAAACAGCCUCAACUUGUUGUAACCUGUAGUAGUUUUGGCAAUGGUUCAAGGGUCGUUUGCACAGAAAGAAUUCACACAUGUAGUUGCCCCAAAGUAGCAUCACUCUUAUAGUGAGCCCAUGUUGUAUAAUUUAUUUGUAAUUUUUAUACAAGAGAGUUUGUGUCUAUUUCCAUUUUUAUGGUGUAACCUUUACUGUUUGUGUUGUAAAUACAGAAGCAGUAUGCUUAAAUUAAUUAAUAAGACAUGGUCUUGUAAAUAUAUUUUAAAAGUA
Messenger RNA from Brachypodium distachyon (stiff brome), 2620 nucleotides. Its product is annotated as pantothenate kinase 1. The record is from RefSeq and is a predicted model, not a curated record. Gene Ontology annotation, biological process: coenzyme A biosynthetic process. Gene Ontology annotation, cellular component: nucleus; cytosol. NCBI's taxonomy places the organism in Eukaryota, Viridiplantae, Streptophyta, Magnoliopsida, Poales, Poaceae. Gene Ontology annotation, molecular function: pantothenate kinase activity; ATP binding. The transcript is spliced from 17 exons. The coding region runs from base 267 to 2270 and encodes 667 amino acids.